This is a messenger RNA of Salvia splendens (bonfire salvia), 1622 nucleotides long. Its product is annotated as putative ankyrin repeat protein RF_0381. NCBI's taxonomy places the organism in Eukaryota, Viridiplantae, Streptophyta, Magnoliopsida, Lamiales, Lamiaceae. The record is from RefSeq and is a predicted model, not a curated record. The transcript has 11 exons. The coding region runs from base 398 to 1507 and encodes 369 amino acids. Gene Ontology annotation, molecular function: protein binding.
GAAGAAAGAAAAUGAUCACGAGAAAUUUUCUGCAAACCCCCUUUCUGUUUCAACUUCUCUAAGAAUUUGAAUGCCAUGAGUUCUAUUUCUGAAAUUGGUGCAUUGAUUAUCGAGGCUGGAGCUAGUGGAAGCCUUAACCGACUAAAGGAAAGAAGGUGAAUGAUGAGAGAGAGUUCCUGAAAAUAUGCGAUGAAUGCAGCGACUUCAACACUGGCUGGACUGUCUUGCAUCACGCAGCUGCAAUAGGACAUUUUGAGAUUUGCAAAUUCUUGAUACAUAACGUCAAAGUUUAUGUUAAUCCCAUGGAUUACAAGAGUUCUCUCCCUCUCUCUCUCUCUGAUAUUUAUGUUGAUAUUGAAAAAGUUUAUGUUAAUUCUUGAAUUGUUUGUUUAUUGACAUGCUAACAUCAUAUACUGCUUCAGUGACUACUCCUGUGGCAGAAGCUGUGAAAGGGGAACAUGUCAAACUUGUGGAGUUUCUCAUCAAACAUGGUGCGGUAAUUGGUGUUGCAGAUGUUGAGGGGCUCACUCCCUUGCACUUGGCUGUUCUAAAAGGUAAUAGGGAGCUUAUCGAGUUGUUGCUGGUGAAACGUGCUCAUAUCGAAGCAGAGUCUUUAGAUGGAACGCCUUUACAAGUUGCUGUUUCUCGUGGAAAUGCUGAGGCUGUCAAGUGUCUCUUGUCUCAUGGCGCAAACCCAAAUCGUUUUUAUGAAGUUGUGGACUGCCCUCUUGUAUGUGCAGUCAAGUCUCGCUCGUUUGAAUGCAUGAAUUUGCUGCUUGAGGCUAAAGCGGACCCGAAUUUGUAUCUAGGUGGGUUAAGUCCUUUGGGAUGUGCUGCAAAAGAAAGCGACACAAAAUUUCUCGAGUCUUUGCUUAAAGCUGGAGGAGAUCCAAAUUUAUCUGACAUGGUUAUCUAUAAACCUAUCGAGGAAGCUGCAUUGGUGCAGAAUCGUGCAGGUGUGGAGAUUUUGUUUCCAGUGACUAAACGGAUUACACAUUUUCCAAAUUGGACUGUCGAUGGCAUAAUCGAGUACGGUCAUUCUGAAGAAUUUACAACAAUGAAUACGGCGAGAUUGCAAACGAAAUUGAAUGCAAUAAACUUCAGAGCCACAAAGUACACGGGGGAUAAGAAUUACGGCCAUGCUAUCCUAGAAUAUAGAAUGGCUACUAGUCUUUAUCAGUAUAACCUCUCAUGGGUAUCAAAGCGAAGCCUGUGUCAAACGCGCAUGGGUAUACGCAGUCAUGCUCUGUUUGGUGCUCUGAAAUGCAUGAGACUCCUGCCAAACCUCCCCGUCCCUCGCCACGGAGAAAUUCCUGCUGGAGCUAAUAUGAUAUUCAAGAAAUUCCUCAAGGCCUGCCUCGCCUUCACGAUGGAUCCUUACAACGAAAUCGCGGGUCGUGCAUUUAGUGUUUUUGUUUUUGGUGACAGAGUUAGUAUGUAUGAUUACUUUGCUUGGUUGAGUCAGAUUAAUACCCUGGAAGAGAUUUUGAGUUUUAAAGAUGAUUAACAUUAUAGAAUUUCCCCAUUUGAUGUAGUAGAUAAUAUUGGAUCAUAUAUACUAUUGUCACACUUGUAUACAUUGCUACAUCUUUUUUUCUUUGCAGAUAUUGUUUCCAACUGAA